CGACAAGUAGCGACACGGUGGAGCAGGAUUUUUUCACACCGACAUCUACAACUCCACAACUGUAUGGACAAGCAGCUCAAGAAACCGAAGCCCGCUCCAAGGUGUACUAUUUUUUUAACGACUGCAUUGUUAUUCAACAGCUUUAUCAACUUCCACACCAAUCAGCUGCGCCUUGUGUCCUGCAGCAGCAAUCUUUUCGCUGGUGGGCGGGG
Molecule: messenger RNA, 212 nt
Organism: Amoebophrya sp. A120
Lineage: Eukaryota; Dinophyceae; Syndiniales; Amoebophryaceae
Source: the annotation of a GenBank genome assembly